Molecule: messenger RNA, 519 nt
Organism: Leishmania major strain Friedlin
Lineage: Eukaryota; Euglenozoa; Kinetoplastea; Trypanosomatida; Trypanosomatidae
Product: amastin-like surface protein-like protein
Exons: 1
Coding region: 1-519 (172 amino acids)
Source: RefSeq, a predicted model, not a curated record
AUGGGUACCCUUCGUACGUUUAUCGGUGUCACCAUCGCCGCGGUUCUCCAGCUUGCUGUAUUUCUCUUUGUCAUUGUCGCCACGCCCAUCUCGCAGUUCGACGUUAAGAAUGGCUCAGGAUGUUAUACCUUCAUCGGAUACAAGACGGAGUGCAGCUUAUCUGCUGUUUCCGCGACAGGAACGGCUGCUUUUGGUUGCAAGCAGCGCCGCGACAGCAUGGGCAGUGGCGCCGCCUUCGCCAUUAUCUCCAUCCUCACAACGCUUGCGGCGCUUGUGUUUAUCGCCCUAAUGCUGCUGCGCAUCCCAUGCGCAGUGUUUCCUCCUCUCCUCUUCACCUGCCUAUCUGUUUUCACGAUCUUGAUCAGCUGGGCUUGCGUGGCCAGCGUGUACAGCAUCCGCAUGUGCAACGACCCCUUCUACCGCUUCGUCCACUACGGCCCUGGCUUUGGGCUUAUGGUGACGGCAUGGUGCCUUCAGGUUAUCAACGUGGUCGUGCUCUUCAUGCUUUUCUUCGGCUGA